Zychaea mexicana is the source of this 1617-nucleotide messenger RNA. RefSeq lists its product as uncharacterized. The transcript has 4 exons. NCBI's taxonomy places the organism in Eukaryota, Fungi, Mucoromycota, Mucoromycetes, Mucorales, Lichtheimiaceae. The record is from RefSeq and is a predicted model, not a curated record. Gene Ontology annotation, biological process: COPI coating of Golgi vesicle. Gene Ontology annotation, molecular function: GTPase activator activity. The coding region runs from base 35 to 1585 and encodes 516 amino acids.
AUUGCUUCUCUUUUUCUUCAUACACUCUCUUCAUAUGUCACAGCAACAACCAACAAAGCAGGAAACUUCUCAAGAAUUCAGAAAGCUACUGCAAUCUAGACAUAAUAAGGCAUGCUUUGAUUGUCAUGUAAAAGGACCCACUUGGGCCUCAAUAACGUUUGGCGUGUAUUUGUGCCAAGAUUGUGCCGCAGCCCACAGAAACCUGGGUGUACAUAUCAGUUUUGUAAAAUCAACGACACUUGAUGCCUGGAAUUACGAACAACUAGAGAUGAUGCGUUGUGGUGGCAAUCAAGCAGCCCAUGACGCACUGGGUGAACAUGUUCUCGCUUAUAAAGAUAUACACUCUAAAUACACGAGCAAAAACGCGUUACAGUAUAAGCGAGAGCUCCAGGCAAAAGCGCAGCGCGCAUUAACGAAUAAUAACGCUCAGCAAUACGACCAACACAAAGACAACAUAAUAUCAGCAGCAUCUCCUAAUUUAGUCGACAUUCCUAAUCUGAUUGACAAUGACGAACCUCUCACGUUUAAACAACCACAGCAGCAUAUGCCUCUUAUCGAUAUCGAACCAAUGGCACCAUCCGAUCCAGCAUCGACAAAACCAAGAACGGAUGCAGAUAUGUUUGCGCUCUGGGAAAGUGAAAAAUCACAAAAACAAGAAAAACUGCAGGCCUCUUCAUCAAGUGCAGCAGCGGCAACAGCAGCAUCAUCAUUCGCUCGACCCAAGAAUCAGCAAUACAACAAGCCGUCUCGGUUAGGCGUACGAAAAGCGCAAUCAGGCGCAUUUAAUUUCGAAGAAGCACAGGCGCGCGAAAAGCAACAGCAGAAGAUAGAAAAGGAAUAUGGCAGUGACAACACCAGUCAUAAUAAUGAUAGCAGCGUACAUCGAUUCUCUAAUCCAUUACCAACACCUGCAUCAACACGGAAAGCAUCCUCACGUCUAGCAUACAUACCUGAUGAUGAUGAUGUGCGGAAAACAGAGGAUCGCAAAUCGACCCCUUUGAUGAAAGACGACAAUGAGGAUAAUAAUGAGUACGACCCAGCGAUGGAUCGACUGGGCAUGGGCAUGGCACGACUAGGUGGUUUUGGAGCAUCUGACGAUAGAGUCAACCACCACCAUGCUUCUGCAAGAUCGAAAAAGGGUAGUGUGAAGAAAGAACAAGAGCAAGCAGCACAAAACGAGAUCACUUUUGCUCGAGAUAAGUUUGGCAAUGCAAAGAGCAUAUCGUCAGAUCAAUAUUUUGGUCGCAACGAAUACGAUCCAAGUCGUGCCGCUGAAAAUUCGGCUCAGCUUGCACGAUUCCAAGGGGCUUCGAGUAUAUCCAGCGACCAAUAUUUCGACAGAGAACGGCCUCCACAGGACGAUUUCUCGGGUGGCUAUGUCCGAAGCACGGGCACCUAUCGCAGCGGAUCGAGUAAUAGCAACAACAACAACAACAACAACCCAUUAUCGAAAAAGCUAUUGAGCGUUGCAAGCAAGGGUGCUACAAAGCUCCAACGGGUUCUAGCAGAAAUGGAGGUGAGAAUGAUUUGCCAUGUGGAUAUAUUUUGUGAUACCAUCUUUUUCCUUGGGACUAAUGAAUCAUAAUUUAACUCUAGCAGCGACAUUCAUAGGAUGUU